Betta splendens (Siamese fighting fish) is the source of this 2174-nucleotide messenger RNA. It is a transcript of the gene stpg2, whose product is annotated as sperm-tail PG-rich repeat containing 2. The record is from RefSeq and is a predicted model, not a curated record. Lineage: Eukaryota; Metazoa; Chordata; Actinopteri; Anabantiformes; Osphronemidae. The transcript is spliced from 14 exons. Bases 254 to 1945 code for a protein of 563 amino acids.
UGUAGUUGCGGAUAUCUAAAUAGAGUUUUGACUAAGCAGAAUUCCAUUGCAGAAAUCUUUAAUGUGAAUUCGUAUAUCUUAUACAUGUUAAAUCCGCCCGCCAUAAGCGUUGCCAUUGCGUUACUUCCUCGUCUUCGUUGUCGGUAACCGGGCAACGGCCCACGCGCAGCCCGUUACCGUGCAGCCGCCGUCUGCCCCGGUAAGCGUCAAUAUAACCAGAGAACGUCUUCUAUUCCCCGGGUGAGCUGGUAGAAUGUACGCGAGAGCUCCGCGGGUGACGGUGCUGGAAGCCAGCGGCACUUCGUCCACAGUCGGCCCCGGGUUGUACGACAUCAGGCGCGGCGACCGCAACGCGUCAGAUGGCUACGCCCCGUUCCUGUCCCUGACCAGCAGGCAGCCGGUGCUGGGCUCCGCUGAGAGCAGCCCUGGACCCGGACACUACGACUCCUCGCCGGUGAAGCUCCACAUCCACGGCGGCUGCAGCCUUAAGAGUAGCUCCAAGCGUUUUCAGGAGCCGAGGUCAGAGGUUCCUGGACCCGGAGCCUACGAUGUGGUACCGGCGGAGGACGACGCGAGACGCGAUGAGAAGAGCGGCAGAAAAAUGGCUAAAAGUCUCCGACCGGUUCAUCAGUCCGAUAUCCCUUCCAUUCCCUCCCCGGGCCAGGCCUAUGGCUAUGAGCAGGAUGCCCUGGGUGUGAUCCGCAAGCAGCGGCCCCCUCCUAGAGACACAACCCUGGGGCCAGCCUACUACAAUCCACUGCUGUCUGAGAUGAGUUCUGCACACAAGUAUAAAGGGGUCCACUUUGGCAAUAAGACCAGCAGGAGAAGUGAGGGGGCUGUGGAGGAGGGACCUGGACCAGGACAAUAUAACCCUGAGAUGAUUCCAGAAACGCACUAUGAGAAUGUGAACCUUCAAAAGGAGCAGAAAGGCAGAACUGAGCUUGUUAUCCCUCGCUACCAUGAACUGGUGCCCAAGCAGGAGGAAAAGAAGGGAGUUCCUGGUCCGGGCCAGUACUCCAUCAGAAGCCAGUUUGACCGGCCUGUCAAGUCCGGUGGCAGCCAGCAGAGGUUGACCUGCCCUUUCCUCUCUCAGUCUGAGAGGUUUAGCUCCGUGAAAGAAGUGUCGCCCCCUGUUGGUCUUUAUAAUGACCCGCGCUGCUCCCUGGAGCUGCCCAAGAAGACGAGCGGAGGGAAAAGCCCAUUUGGCAUCACUGCAGUGCGGUUCACGCCUAACCCCAAAAAGAGCUCCACACCAGGUCCCGGGUCCUAUAAUGUGUUUGAGCAUGGUUUAGCUCGAGAGAGUUUUAAAAAGGCGCUUUUAGAGCGAACCAGGAAAGGAGGCUUUGGCUCGUGUGCUGAACGCAGCUCUUUCUUUCACAACAAGGAAUCGAUACAGGCCCCGAGUCCAGGGCAGUACCAGACAGAAACAAAGACAGAGGAGCCAUACAAGAAGCAACGAACAGCAGUUUUCAAAUCAACCACCGAACGUCUGGCGUUAUCUCUGCCAGCUAAAGAUUCACCUCCACCGAACAGUUACAGUGUGAGUCAGACAUUUGAAAAGGCUAACGGUGGCGCUCAUUCAGAACCGAGGAGUGAAGGAGCUAAGAAAAGACAGAGCUGCUUCCUGUCUGCUGCACCACGACCUACUUCCUUUCUGCAAUGUGACCCCAACGUGCCAGGCCCUGGUCAGUACGACCCCCGCGUCAACUCCCUCCCUCAGAUGGCUCUGAUCUGCUCCAGAGAAGAUCGAUUUAAGGUCUCCAUGAGUGUCAACCCCGGACCAGGCGCCUAUCAGCUGAGUCCAGGAAUCAUGAGCUCAGUGCUGAAAGGCACCUUUAACGUGACACUGGGCCACCACUGCUCCUCCCGCGUGGCCCCUGCUCCUCCUGCAGCCUACAGAGCCCAUAACGCACCCACAGCCUGUAUUGCCACCAGCGCUUCCUAGAGCUCUCGUGGGUCAAGGUUUAGAGGCGGCAGUUUGAAGGAAGCUCUUCAUCCAGUGUUCCACAGUAAAUGUUACAGGGAACCCUGCUUUCACAUCUGAUGUCUUCCUUAUUGUUUAGUUUUGCUUAUGACAGGCUUGAAACGCUGAGUGGGCUGUUUUUGUGGAUCAGUCCCUCUGUAUAAACGUUUGUUAAUCAAUAACAAUUAAAAAGCUGUUGAUGGAAAUUCAG